Onthophagus taurus is the source of this 7398-nucleotide messenger RNA. It is a transcript of the gene Alk, whose product is annotated as Anaplastic lymphoma kinase. Lineage: Eukaryota; Metazoa; Arthropoda; Insecta; Coleoptera; Scarabaeidae. Gene Ontology annotation, cellular component: signaling receptor complex; plasma membrane. Gene Ontology annotation, molecular function: ATP binding; transmembrane receptor protein tyrosine kinase activity; protein binding. The record is from RefSeq and is a predicted model, not a curated record. Gene Ontology annotation, biological process: regulation of neuron differentiation; cell surface receptor protein tyrosine kinase signaling pathway; positive regulation of kinase activity.
UUAGAUGGCGCUAAGUUUCAGCGACUCCUCUCGCCUAUCUCUCCGAGUACUAUUCAUCCCGCGACGCCGGCAAAAUCGAUAUAGGCACUGGGCAUCCUUUUCCAGGAUACAUUGCCGCCCAUACGUGUAUCCCUUUUCCGUACCAAAAAGCGUCCUAAAGCACAGACGACGACGUCCACACUGAAUAUUAUUUCGUGGUUUUCGGGUAAAAGACAUUGAACAAUUUACUAUCAAAUAUAAACAUACGUUUAACGUGAAAAUUUUAAAAGGUGUUGUAAAAGAAAUGUUUUCCUUGGUUGAUGUUCCCGCAGUGACGUUCUUGUACGGGGUUGAAUCUUUCUGGUGAAAAGCUACCCCGGGCGAGCUUUUCUAAAGUGUGGUAUAGAACAUGUUGAUACAUCUCGCAGUUUGACCAUUAAAACGGCGGACAAUGACGAUUUCGCGUUGACGAUGUGAAUUUUUAAUCAAUUUAAGUGCGCCCGGACAAUUUUAAGAUAAUUAUAGAAAUCUUCGCAUGCGCGAAGUGCAUAUUUAAAAAUGCCCUGGAAAAUCAUUCAUCACUAAACAACGAUUCAAAAAAAAAACCACCAUACUAUGGCGUUACCACAAAAUAUUAUCUUGCUCAUGGUGUUGUGUUUCAUUUAUGGUCAAUUCGUGAAAUGUUAUAAAGAUUUAGUAGAUGAAAAAUUAAAUGUAACGAAACAAAUCGAACAUACACAAACGCUAAGGAAAUUGUCAUAUUACCAUAUAUUACAAAAAAGAGCCGCCCAGAAACCUGAUCAUUUCGCGAAUGUACGCAAACGGUUGCUCGCCGAUAAAAUGUUGGGAAAGAAAAACGAUACGGAUAACGCGAUAUCAAGACCAUAUCCUCCUGUGGGUAUUUUAAAGACAAGGCCUGAUAAUAAAAAUUUAAGAAAAUUGAUCGAACUGACCAAUCCGUUGAGGACGCAGAAUGUUCACUUGGGAACCGAGUGUAAUUUCGAAAUUGACUGUCGUUGGUCGUGGACGUCAGACAUUGCAAAUGUAUUUGUGGUCGCUUCGUCCGGAAAUCUUCUUAAUAAUGAAACUGGACCAUUGAUGGACGCUGACAAUAACGUUGACGGACAUUAUCUUUUACUUCGUUUACCAUCCGAUACAAGAGUACAUGUAACAAGUCCACAAUUCAAUCCAAGUGAGGAAGGAUGUCAUGUUCAACUACAAAUUUACCAGGAAGCUAUGCGAAAUGGAAUUGUUAGGAUCGUUUUACACCAUGUAAACAAAACUCAAAUUAUUGCAAAUGAGAUUGCAGGUGAAGAUUCAGGAAGAUGGAAAAAGAUUGAAAGAACAAUAGGAAAAGUGAACCAACCCUUUAGUAUAAUUUUAGAAGUACACUCGCCACAAAGUACUUUGAGACGAUCUUUAGUAGCAUUUGAUAAUAUCAAAUUGCUUAAAUGCGUUCGAAAUGAGAGCACAAUUCCAUGUUCAUGGCAAGAAUACAGAUGCAAUGAUACAAAUAUUUGUAUUAAUAAUACAAGAGUGUGUGAUAUCACCCCAGAUUGUAAACAUGGUGAUGAUGAAAAACAGAAUUGUGAUAAAGUUCCAUUUGGUGCUCGUUGUACUUUCGAAGAAGAUUCUUGUGGAUGGAUUAGUGAGGACUCAAAUGGUACAUUUCAAUGGAGAAGACAUCAUGGAGAACGUGGUACAAAUUUAACAGGACCUAUUGAUGAUCAUACAUAUGGUAAUUCUACAGGCAAAUAUCUUCAUGUUAUGUCAACUGAUGAUCGAACUUUUGCAAGAAUAGCAACCUUACGUAGCGUUAUUUUCAACCCACCACCAAAAGUACAUGGAAACUCAUCAUCGAGAUACUACAAUUCUUGCACAAUCCGAUUUUCUGUACAUCAAUCAGGACCACAUAAAAGUGGUUUAGCUUUACAAUUAAUUGAGUUACGCCCAACGGAAAAUAAAACAAGAGAUAUUUUUUGGAGUUUUAAUUCUUUUAAAGAACCGUGGGUUCAACAAGUUGUUACAUUACCAACAGUUAAUUAUAGAUAUUAUUUCCAAUUUGAUGUUCGCACUGGUCUUCGUUAUUUACGUGAUAUAGCACUUGACGAUUUAUCGUUAAGUCCAGAAUGUUUUGGAUUAAAUAUUCCAGCUAUUGAACUAAAUGGGUAUAAUUAUUAUAAUCCAGAUAUUGAUUAUUUAAUAGACAAGGAACCACAUCCUGAUUUCGUUAAUAAAACAUAUUACACAAUUACAACUUGUGGACAAACGGGGCGAUAUGGACCUAGUAACGAACAAUGUAACGAAGCUUAUCAAGAUACAGAUGUUGCAGUAAAAAUGUAUGAUGAUGAUUCACUUUUGAGAGGUGUUCAAAAAUGGACAGUUCCAAGUGCAGGCUAUUAUACGUUUCUUUUAUAUGGAGCUGGUGGUGGUAAAGGAGGAGGAGGAAUGGGAUCAUCACGUGGGGCGAUGGUGCGGGUUAUUUUGGAACUGGGUAAAGGUCAAGAAUUGUAUAUGGCUGUUGGUCAAGAGGGAACAAGCGCUUGCGUAAAAAGUUUAAAUUAUCAUGGUGAUACACCUUCUUCUUGUCAAUCUGUUGUAAUCCAUAAUAGAAUUGAAAAUAGUACAAUCAAAGAUUUGUUACAUAUGGAAGUGUUGGAUGGUGGUGGGGGUGGUGGAGGUGCAACAUCUUUGUUUGUGAUUAGCAAUGAUAAACAAUGGGUUCCUAUUGCUGUUGCUGCUGGUGGUGGUGGUUUAGGCUUAAGAUUUUUUGAUACAGGAACGCAACACGGACAAGGAAUUAAUAUAACAAGAAAACAAUACUCAGGAGAAAUGAACGGAGUGAAAUCUCCAGGGGCAGGAGGUGGUUGGAGAAUAUAUCACGGUCAAUUAGAAACGGAUAUAAUGGGUCAAGCAAUUACAAAAGGUGGUCUAGGAGGAAAAGCUUGUUACAAUUCGACUGACGGAAAAGGUGCUGGUGGAUUCGGUGGAGGCGGAGGUGGUUGUACUGCAGGGGGUGGAGGUGGAGGAUAUUCAGGUGGAAAUUCUUGGUCCGAAAAUUCACGUGAACGCAGUGGUGGAGGCGAAGGGGGUUAUUCUUUUUAUGACACGAGUCGACCUUUAACAAAUUUUUCGGACGUCAUUCCCGGUCAUCAUAUAGGUCAAGGAGAAAUUUUAAUUCUCCCCGCCAUAUCAGGAUGUGGUUGUUAUUAUCGGUGUUUACCUUUGGAUGCGCAACAGUCUGAAGUGGCUUGUAUUUGUCCACCGCCUUGGAAAUUAGGACCAGAUGGAAAAGAAUGUUUAUCUGUUCAACAAGACGAUGUAUUUCCAUCUUGGACUGUUCCAGCUUUAACUGGGGGUGUUUUAAUAUUAACAGCUAUGAUGGGAAUUUUAUGUUUCCUUUUAUAUAAUCGUUAUCAACACCGCGCAACCAGCGUUUUUCGAAGAAAAGGUCUCAGCGGUGCCGAUUUACAAUUAAAUCGGCUACGCGUCGCAUCUGAAAGUAUGAUGACCGAAUACAACCCUAAUUACGAAUUUGGCGGUAUCGUUUAUACUUUAAAAGACCUCAAAGACAUACCAAGGAAUCAAUUAAGACUUGUUAAGGCUUUAGGGCAAGGUGCUUUUGGCGAAGUGUACCAAGGAUUUUAUAGGCAAAGGUCGGGUGAUGCUGUUGAAAUGCCGGUAGCGGUAAAAACUCUCCCGGAAAUGUCAACAAAUCAAGCGGAAAUGGAUUUUCUAAUGGAAGCGUUAAUAAUGUCGAAAUUUAAUCAUCCCAAUAUCGUUUAUUUUAUUGGUGUUUGUUUUGAUAAACACCCAAGAUUCAUAGUAUUAGAGUUAUUAGCUGGAGGGGAUCUCAAGAACUUUUUACGUGAGUCACGACCAAAACCUGACCGAAGUAGCCCAUUAACAAUGAAAGAUUUAAUUUUAAUCGCAAUCGAUAUUGCGAAAGGAUGUAGAUAUUUGGAGGAAAAUAGAUUUAUUCAUAGAGAUAUAGCCGCAAGGAAUUGUUUGUUAACAACAAAAGGACCGGGUCGUGUCGUGAAAAUAGCCGAUUUUGGAAUGUCAAGGGACAUUUAUAGGUCUGAUUAUUAUCGAAAAGGUGGUAAAGCAAUGUUGCCCAUAAAAUGGAUGCCACCUGAAGCAUUCUUAGAUGGUAUAUUUACAACAAAAACGGAUGUUUGGUCUUUCGGCGUUUUACUUUGGGAGAUUAUGUCUUUGGGGUAUAUGCCAUAUACAGGGUGUACAAAUCGUGAUGUGAUGCAAUUAGUUACUAGUGGGGGAAGAUUAGAAUCGCCAAUUAAUUGCCCAGACCCAGUAUACGCUAUAAUGACACAAUGCUGGCAUCCUAUAACUGAUCAACGGCCUACAUUUGCACUUAUCUUAGAACGGUUAGAUUAUUGUGCGCAAGAUCCUGCAGUUGUUGGAAAAGCUUUACCAAUAUUUAGCAGACCACCGUCAAAUGAACGAGAUGCAACUGUCAUGCGACCAAAUAACAGCGAUGGUGAUAAUUGUUUACAGGUACCACAAGGAACCAUAGACUACCUCAUUCCAAAUGAUACUUUAAGAUCUGAUACGGCAAGUGGAUCAACAUCUUCGAUGGAUAAACUCUUACCUGGAGUACCAGAAAGAUGGGAAACAUCAUUUAACAUGUCCCAUUCAAAAUCGACCCAACCGCUUAUUCAAGAUUUAGUAACGAAUCAAGCAGAAAUAGACGACGAGAAUUGUGAUCAAUUGGUUGUAACAGAUACAAAUCAGAACGGUGUCGUUAAACAAUUAUCAAAUUCGAUUAAUCCAAAUAAUAACGGAUCGAAAACUGAUUCGACAAACAAUUCGUUAAUAUCCGGUUUAUCGUUAGAUGCCGGUGCUUUAAUUAAACAAACGGCACCGAUUGGACAAAACAAAAAAUACACAAACAUUACAGGUACAGGUAAUAACGGAGUCAUCGCGAACGGUUCUUAUUCGAAUUCGAACGCAUAUUUGUAUAACGCAAAUAAGUUUGCGAACGAAUCCGAAAUUAGUUGUUAAGAUCCUCGUAUUGGCUGUAUAUCGUUAAAGAUAUGUGGUAAUUCCGUUGUGGAAUGUUAUAAUGAAUCGGUUUAGUUAAGAUUUUGAUCGAAAAAUUUAAAACGUUUAUUAAGAAUUGUAUUAAAGAAUGAGCCGGAUAAUUAUAAAGCGAUGAAAAAAGUCAUUUUUAUAAUUUUAAUUGUUUUAGAUUAAUUGAAAAAUUAAUAUUUGACAAUAAAUUGAAAAAGACAACAUUUUAUAAAUUGAUAAGUUUUAAUUUAUUAUUAAAAAAAAAUGAUCUCGUACAUAUCAAAUACUAAAUAUAUCUUUUUUCUUCAGUUUCAUCAGAAAAACUUAAUUUAUGAAUUUAAAUGAUGGCUCAUUCUUAUGUACAUUAAUCGUUUUUAUUGCCUCAUUCAAUUUAUGAUAACAUUAUUAUUUAAUGACGAAAUUAAGACAAAUUUGGAUCUAAAAAUGAAAAUUCUUUCUUUAACAAUACCGAUAGAAAAGUAAUUCUAAUCAUAGCCGGAAAAGAUAAAGUUUUAAAUUUCUCCUUUAAUUAAAUAAAAAAGAAAAUCUAACCGACGAUGUUUCGCAAUGGUGUGAAUCUGACAUUUUUUGAUGCAAUUUAUCUCAAACGAUUGUUUGGUUUAAUGUAAACUGAUGCCAUUGAGUUGUGAACUAUGGAUUGUGUUAAAUUGCAUGCAACUAAUCUGAUAUAAACCUAGCCUAACUUCGUAUGUAAAUGAAAAAAAAAUACAAAUUCUAUAUCAUUCACCAUAAGUAACUGUUUACCCACCCAUAAAUCGUUAUAUCACACGAAACACGUAUUAAAAAACUUAAACAGUACGAUAGUUUAACGUAUGCCCCAUUUUAUAAAUGACUUUUCAAAGGAGGAGAGAGAGAAGACGCAUGAUUGAGAUCAUAUUUUUUUCUAUAAACGUAGAUAUCUGUCCAUUAAUUAAAAAAAUUGAUAAACAUAAAAAAAGAAAGAAACGUGAAGUAUAAUAUAGUUUUAGUAGUGCAUGUGCUAAACAAGAAAAAAAUACAAAAAUGUAACACGUUAGGUCUAUGCACUUAGGUAACGUAAUUUUUAUUUAAUUAUACAGGGUGUUAGAACAUGCUUUAUUAUUGAUAAAGAAUAAUUAUGUACAUAUUAAGAAAAUAUUAUUAAGUGAUUUAUUUUUGUUGAAAAAAAAUUAAUUUUUGAAAUGUUAAUUUAACCAUAAAAAUAAAAUGAAACAAAAAAUUAUAACUAAAAAAGUAGGGCUGUCAUGACACUAUUUCUAAGAAACCUAUGGUUGUGUUAUACAAGAAAGAAAACUGUUUUAAUUAGUGAUUUUUACAAAUAUUUACUAAGUUUAAAGGUUGUGGUUAAAAAAAAAACGAUAAUAAAAAUCCUAUUUUAAACAAACAUAUACAUAUUAUACAAAAGAUCUCUAUGCGUUUGCGAAUUGGUAUGAUGGAUACUAACGAAUCACUUAACAUAUUUUGCUCAAGUUUCUCAUUGCAAAAAAAAAACUUAAAUUUAAGCUGGAUUUAUAAAAUGAUCUUAUUAUUACAUUUUGGUUUGCUUUAAUGCCUGCAUCAAGGACAAUAAAAUGCGUUAAGAAUUUGUAUUGAAAACGCUCAAGAUUCGUCUUAUUAAUAUAAUUAUUGCCCACCGAUUUAAAUGAGAAUAUAAAUAAAAGAUUGCGCUCAGACAUUGUUUAAUGUUAAGGAAUUUAUUAACUUAAAUAGUUUUUAGAAUCCCAUUUGCAAAUUUAUGUAGUAAAACUAAAUGGAUUAACUACAUAAAUUUACCACGAGGAUUAUCGUAUCCAUCAUAUGUAGUUCUUUAAUUAUUUCUUUAUUAUUACCAAUUUUUUUUUGAUUUUUGAAUAGAAGAAAAAACACAAAAAGACGUACAAAUUAAAUAAUUAGGUGCUGAGUUUUUAUUUUAAUUUUUAUUACGGUAAUAAUUAUUAUUACCAAAACGAAAAUCGUUUAACUUUUCUGUGGAUCCACAACACAUAGUAUAAGUUAUAACGGAAUACAAUAAUGCUUUAAGUACCUUUAAGGAUGUAUAUAUCAUAUAUGUAUGUACUACUAUGGAAUCACUUAUAACGUGGAAUAUAUUCCAUCGAUUUCCGUUGGAAACGGUGUCUACAAAACAUGCAUAUCUCGAGAGGACGCGUUUGAAACUUGGAAAUUGAAGAUGUGUAGGUGAAUGUGUAGAAGUUACGAUGAUUUGGAAAUUAUUUGAUAUUACAUGUUUUGAGGACCCGUUUUUUCCUCGAAGAAAAUAAUAAAAAAAAAACGAAUGUAAUAUGAUGAUAGAGUUUGUUAAAUGUGUUUUGGAUCGAGAUUUUCAAAAUAUGUAUAACAUACUGUAUGUGUAUUAUAUUAGACAAAAUAUAUAUGUGUUACAAAAUG